Trichomonas vaginalis G3 is the source of this 345-nucleotide messenger RNA. Its product is annotated as acylphosphatase family. The record is from RefSeq and is a predicted model, not a curated record. Lineage: Eukaryota; Parabasalia; Trichomonadida; Trichomonadidae. The coding region runs from base 1 to 345 and encodes 114 amino acids. The transcript has a single exon.
AUGGAAGGUCAAAAGAAAUUAGUUUUUGCAGUUGUUCAUGGCAUAGUUCAAGGUGUUAUGUUUAGACAAACAUUUCUUCACGCUUGCUACAAACGAGGAAUCGCUGGUGGCGCAACAAAUCAUCCAGAUGACAUUCAUCGCGUAGAUUUAUCAAUGGCUGGCGAUGCUUCCAAAAUCCAAGAAAUAUUAGACAAAAUGGCAUCAGGUGAUAAGUUAAAUUCUAAUCUUGCUCGUGUUGAAAAACUUGAAAUUGUCGAAGAUGGUUUACUUCCUUAUGAACACGAAGCAAAUACUAAGUCAGUCAAAUGCGAUAAUGAAAUACCAGGAAUUAACUUUUAUCUUUAA